This is a messenger RNA of Quercus robur (English oak), 2204 nucleotides long. RefSeq names its product probable protein phosphatase 2C 52. The record is from RefSeq and is a predicted model, not a curated record. NCBI's taxonomy places the organism in Eukaryota, Viridiplantae, Streptophyta, Magnoliopsida, Fagales, Fagaceae. Bases 565 to 1983 code for a protein of 472 amino acids. The transcript is spliced from 6 exons. Gene Ontology annotation, biological process: protein dephosphorylation. Gene Ontology annotation, molecular function: protein serine/threonine phosphatase activity.
AAAAGGAAAAGAAAAAGAAAAAAAAUCGAAACUUUAACUAUGACUUUCUUUCUGUUAGUUGGUUCUUAAGUUCAAUAAAAUUUAAACAAUUUUGAACUGGGCUGAAUUGUUUUUUGAAACAUCUACAGUAAGAACCAAUCAAAAAGUAGGCAGUUAAUAAUCCUAUCCUACAUUUUCUAAGCUGCCAAACGGAGAUUUAGAGGUUUAAAUAAGGACAUAUUGUGAAAUUUUGUCAUGGGGUGCGAAAAUGUCUGGCUUGCCCCUUGGUGUUGAUCUAUUUUUUGGUGAUGUGUUGAGCAGGAAAGGUAAGUUGGUUUCAAUGUCGAUUCUCGUAACUUCCAACAGGCUAUGCAUUUGACCAAGAUAAAAUGAGGCCAGAUUUCUAUACAGAGGUGUAAAGUGGCUUGUGUCUUGAUGUGUGAGAAUCUUUGGUGUUUGAAUGGUCUUUAUCCUUGGUUGACUAUUCUACUAUCUCAAAAUUUCAUGUGAGAUCUGGUCUGGCUAAGGAGGAAACUUGUCCCUUAUUUACAUCUGAUGUAAUGUUUUCUUUCUGGAGCUGAGUAAAUGGGGAGUUGUGUAUCAACUAGUAGUCGGAGUACUUGUAGUAGCGGGAGCAAUGGAGAGACAGUCUCUCCCUCUUGUUUUUGUGGGCAAAAGAGAACGAGGAGAACAUUCUCAGACCAUGUUGUUAGCUUGCAGCAUCUACCAUCCAUACCAAACAGGAUUUUUAUGAAUGGAAAGAGCCGUACUUCUUGCAUAUUCACACAGCAGGGCCGCAAGGGUAUAAACCAGGAUGCCAUGGUUGUCUGGGAAGAUUUCAUGUCAGAAGAUGCUAUAUUUUGUGGUAUCUUUGAUGGCCAUGGCCCACAUGGCCAUCUUGUUGCACGCAAAGUGAGGGAUGUCCUGCCAAUAAAGCUAUUAUCAUUCUUGCAUUCUUAUCAGUCAAGGUCAAAUGGGUCAAAUACAACCUGCUUUAAAGGGAAUCUGAAGAGAUCGGAUGGUGGAGAUUCAGAGAAGGAUUGUUCAGCGGAGGAUAAAUUAAAUUCUAUAUGGAGAGAAGCUUUCUUAAAGUCAUACAAGGCCAUGGACAAAGAGCUGAGGUCUCAUCCAAAUUUGGACUGCUUCUGUAGUGGUAGCACCUCUGUCACCAUAGUGAAACAGGGCUCAAGCCUUUUUAUGGGAUAUAUUGGGGAUUCUCGAGCAAUUAUGGGGUCUAGGGACAGUAAUGAUUCCAUGAUGGCAAUCCAGUUGACUGUUGAUUUAAAGCCUGAUUUGCCAAGGGAGGCUGAAAGGAUUAAACGUUGUAAGGGUAGGGUCUUUGCUUUGCAAGAUGAGCCUGAAGUGCCUAGGGUAUGGUUGCCAUUUGAUGAUGCACCUGGAUUAGCAAUGGCUCGAGCAUUUGGGGAUUUCUGUUUGAAGGAGUAUGGGGUGAUCUCUAUACCUGAAUUCUCUCACCGGCUACUUACGGACAGAGAUCAGUUCAUCGUUCUUGCCUCUGAUGGGGUUUGGGAUGUCUUGAGUAAUGAAGAGGUGGUUGAGAUAGUAUCCACAGCUCCAACCCGAUCGUCAGCUGCAAGGAUCCUGGUGGACUCGGCUGCUCGUGAAUGGAAACUCAAAUACCCAACUUCGAAGAUGGAUGACUGUGCAGUGGUUUGUUUGUUUCUGGAUGGGAAAAUGGAUGCAGAAUCUGAUUAUGAUGAACAAAACUUCUCUUCUGCAACCCUUCAGAGCAAUCAUUCUGGUAAUGCUAUUGAAUCAGAUGAUGGCCAGAAGUCUGAACCAUCUUUGCAAAGGAACUUUACAGUCAGAUCAUCAGAAGAAAAUGAUGCUUACGGACGAUUACCUGUUGAGGUUGAAGGGAAUGAGGAAACCGUAGCAGCUGAAGAUCAGAAUUGGUUAGGUUUGGAAGGCGUCACACGAGUGAACUCACUUGUUCAACUUCCCAGAUUUUCUGAGGAGAGGCCAAACCCCGAAAUUUUGUGAUUUCUAUAGAAAUGGAAUGGAACUAGUUUUCUUGUAUUACCUUGGUCUUGGCACCUUACAAAUACAAGAAGAAAACCUUUCUUCUUUGGUGACAUAUUGUCCAAGGUUUGUGUAUGUACAUUUAAAGCUACAAUCAAUGUUUUGUUCUUUUGUAUUGCACAGAAAUUCAGUCGAAAUCACUUUCAUCAAGGAAUGAUAUCAGCAUGGUUCCAAUUUCUGUA